This is a messenger RNA of Entrophospora candida, 939 nucleotides long. Lineage: Eukaryota; Fungi; Glomeromycota; Glomeromycetes; Entrophosporales; Entrophosporaceae. The record is from the annotation of a GenBank genome assembly.
AUGUCUGAAAUUAAUUCUGGACAACUUGUCAGAAUGCAAAAUGUAGAAAACAGUGCUUUAACAAUUUCUGUUUCGGGUGAUAAUGGUGGAGCUUUAAUACCAACUAUUAGACGAACUUCUGGUCUUCAAGCACCUAUUAUGCUGUUGGUUGGGCAUCAGGGAGAAAUUUUUACUGUAAGAUUUAAUCCAUCUGGACAGUAUGUUGCCUCGGGAUCAUUUGAUAGAACUAUAUUGUUAUGGAAUACAUAUGGUGAUUGUUUGAAUUAUGGUUUAUUAAAAGGACAUGGUGGUGCGAUCAUGGAACUACAAUGGUCUCGUGAUUCUAGUAAAAUUUUUUCAUGCUCAACAGAUAAAACCGUUGGCGUUUGGGAUGUUUCAAUGGGUUUAAGAAUUAAAAAAUUCAAAGGACAUUCAUUAUUUGUUAAUAGUGUAUCUUCUACACGUAGAGGAAAUGAAAUUUUAGCUAGUGGAAGUGAUGAUGGAUCAAUCAAGAUAUGGGACCUUCGUCAGAAAGAUGCAGCUGAGACAUUUAUUCAACCAUACCAAAUUACUUCUACUUGCUUUAGUGAAGUAUGGGAUGUACGCAAAAAAGAAAUCUCUUAUGUUCUUAAAGGUCAUCAAGAUACUAUAACAGGCUUAAGGCUAAGCAAUGAUGGCUCAUAUCUAUUGUCUAAUGCAAUGGACAACACAGGUGCUCCUCAUGGAUUCGAGAAGAAUCUAAUCAGACCAGCAUGGUCUUCUGACGAUUCACAGAUAGCUUCUGGUGGUGGUGAUAGAACAGUUGUUAUUUGGGAUGUAUCAAAUGGUAGAAUCUUAUAUAAAUUGCCUGGACAUAAAGGUUCAGUUAAUGAGGUUGAUUUUCAUCCUAAGGAACCCAUCAUCGUGUCGGGAAGUACUGAUAGACAAAUUUAUCUUGGAGAAUAUAAUCCAAAUAUAUAA